Parastagonospora nodorum SN15 is the source of this 966-nucleotide messenger RNA. RefSeq lists its product as hypothetical. Gene Ontology annotation, molecular function: oxidoreductase activity. Bases 1 to 966 code for a protein of 321 amino acids. The record is from RefSeq and is a predicted model, not a curated record. The transcript has a single exon. NCBI's taxonomy places the organism in Eukaryota, Fungi, Ascomycota, Dothideomycetes, Pleosporales, Phaeosphaeriaceae.
AUGACGACCACCGCGCACCACCCGACGCCCGCACAUCAACUCUCCACACCCUCCGCCUCCACGUCCUCGAAGCCUGAAGACGUCAAUUUCCAAGGCCUCCCAAUCCCACGAGGUCCUGUCACCGCUGCGCUCUCCUUCUACAAAGCCCCCGAAGACGGCGCACCACCACACAACUACGUCGAACCACCACCCGGUGUGCCGCAGCGAAACUGGGGCGAUGACUGGCAAGAGGUCACACUGAACGACCUACGCGGGCAAGAAAACAAGUUCAGCCUCGACCACAACGCCUUCGAUACAUACCAGAAUGUCCCCAGCAACGAGCACGAGUUCACAGACGAUGCGCGCAUAAAAGAGGUGUAUUAUCCUGAAGUCGAGAAGCUCUUACUGGACAACGUUCAGGGCGCAAAGCGUGUCUUGCUCUUCGAUCACACCAUCCGCCGACCAACGGGUAAUCGUAACCCAGUGACUCGCGUACACAUCGAUCAAACGCCAUUCUCCGCCGCCGAGCGCGUGAAGCUGCAUGCUCCCGAAGAUGCUGAGACAUUGCUAAAGGGUCGCUACCGCAUCAUCAACGUAUGGCGCCCGCUCAAUGGACCAGUCAUGGGCUUCCCGCUCGCAGUCGCGGAUAGCCAGACUGUCCAAGACGAAGACUUGAUCCCGAUUGAGCACAGAUAUCCUAACAGGAACGGCCAGACGGCGGCUGUGGGGUAUAAUGCUGGACAGAGCUGGUACUACUGGUCUGGUAUGAAGAACGAGGACCGCUUGGCUGCUCAAGUGCCUUCGACAGUGACGAAAGUGUUGGCAAAUGGGGAAGAGUGCCGCACACUGCAUUCAGCGAUCCCAGGACACCGGAAGGCGCUGUUGGCCGCGAGAGUAUUGAGGUCAGGGCUUUGGUGUUUGGUUAGAUUCCUCGCUCGUAAAGAUGGUUUACGAUUUACGAAGCAUUUUUGUUUGAAUUCAGCCUAA